Molecule: messenger RNA, 720 nt
Organism: Trypanosoma brucei brucei TREU927
Lineage: Eukaryota; Euglenozoa; Kinetoplastea; Trypanosomatida; Trypanosomatidae
Product: RNA-binding protein RBP6, putative
Exons: 1
Coding region: 1-720 (239 amino acids)
Molecular function (GO): RNA binding
Source: RefSeq, a predicted model, not a curated record
AUGUUCUACCCCAACAGCCCGCAGACCUCGCCACAGCUGACGCAAAUUCCAUACGGGCAGCAAUAUGCCAUGAUGCAACGGCAGAUUCAACAGCCGUAUCAUCCCUUUGCUACUACGGAGCCUCAAGCUCGAUUAUAUCCGUAUCAUUACCAGGGCCCCAUUCAACAGGAACAGGGCGGUUUCAUCACUCAACAAUCCACAGCUGCCAGUCCGCAAUAUGUUCAAAUGCGUGUAACACCUGUGGAUCAAAGUAUUAUGAGCGGCUACCCCAAUCAAACGGCAAAUGGUUCCUCCUCUUCUUCCUUCAAUUAUAAUAUUCAUCCGCAACAACAACAACAACAACAGCAGCAGCAGCAGUUGAGACAUCAUGCCAUGCCCGUUGGAAGUGUGCCUCUGCAAGAUGAUCGUUAUCGCAAGCAAUUAAUUGUAAAUUAUCUCGCCCCUGAUGUGACAAGUACGGACCUUCAUGAACUUUUCUCCCGCUUUGGAGAACUUGAUGGGGCGCGAAUUAUUUACGACAAGCAAACCAAUAUGUCGAAGGGUUAUGGUUUUGUAUAUUUUUGCCAUGCGGAAGAUGCGAAGGAAGCUGUGGAGCGAAUGAGUGGUUACGAAUUCCAUGGCAAAUGGCUUAAAGUUGGUUACUCCACAAAUCCAUUAAAUAUUGUGCCCAGUAACAGUUCCCCAUACGUUCAUGCGGGUUCCCGCGGUGCCGCUGGUUGA